AUGGUGAAGAAGAAAGUGGACGCGCGCGUGCGGACGCUGCUGGAGAACUGCAUCCAGGAGAACUUCCGCUCCUUCGUGGUGCUCGUGGGCGACCAUGGCAAGGACCAGGUCAUGAACCUGCACUACAUCCUGUCCAAGGCGGCCGUCAAGGCGCGCCCGCGCGUGCUCUGGUGCUACAAGAAGGAGCUGGGCUUCUCCACGCACCGCCAGAAGCGCAUGCGCCAGAUAAAGAAGCAGCAGCAGCGCGGCCUGUACGACCCCAGCAAGGACGACCCGUUCGAGCUCUUCAUCGCCUCCACCGACAUCCGCUGGUGCUACUACAAGGAGACGCACAAGGUGCUUGGCAGCACCUACGGCAUGUGCGUGCUGCAGGACUUCGAGGCUGUCACGCCCAACAUCAUGGCGCGCACGAUCGAGACCGUCGAGGGUGGCGGCGUCGUCGUGCUGCUUCUGCGCACCAUGGACAGCCUCAAGCAGCUCUACACCAUGAGCAUGGACGUGCACGCGCGCUUCCGUACCGAGUCGCACCAGGACGUCGUGGCGCGCUUCAACGAGCGAUUCAUCCUGUCGCUGGCCUCGUGCGAGCGCUGCGUCGUGCUGGAUGACGAGCUCAAUGUGCUGCCUAUUUCCAAGCACACGCGCAAGAUCGAGCCGCUACCCCCGCGCGACCCGGCCACGGAACUCACCAAGGACGAGCUGGAGCUGCAGGAGCUCAAGACGUCGCUGCGCGAGACGCAGCCGGUCGGCGCACUCGUGGAACAGGCGCGCACGCUGGACCAGGCCAAGGCCAUCCUUACUUUCGUGGAGGCGGUGUCGGAGAAGACGCUGCGCUCGACGGUGGCCCUGACUGCAGGGCGUGGUCGUGGUAAGUCGGCAGCGCUUGGUAUGGCAUUGGCAGGUGCCGUGGCCUACGGAUACAGCAACAUCUUCGUGACGGCGCCCACGCCUGAGAAUCUCAAGACCGUCUUCGACUUCGUGUUCAAGGGUUUUGAUGCGCUCAAGUACAAGGAACACCUGGACUACGAAAUCGUGCAGAGUACCAACCCGGAGUUCAACCACGCUGUUGUCCGCGUUAACAUUUUCCGCGAGCACCGUCAGACGAUUCAGUACAUCCAGCCUACUCACCACGAGAAGCUGGCGCAGGCGGAGCUUGUGGCCAUUGAUGAGGCUGCCGCUAUCCCGCUCCCCGUCGUCAAGAAUCUGCUCGGCCCCUACCUGGUGUUCAUGUCGUCUACCAUCAACGGUUACGAAGGUACUGGCCGCUCGCUAUCGCUGAAGCUUCUUCAGAAGCUGCGUGAGCAGCAGGAGCGUUGGCAGGCUGCCAGCAAUGCUGCUCACGCCGCGGCUGCUGGAAGCGCGUCGUCGUCGGCGCGUGUGCUUCGUGAGGUUUCCCUGGAGACGCCCAUUCGUUACGCUCCGAACGACCCUGUUGAGCGCUGGCUGAAUGCUCUGCUGUGCCUGGACGCGACGAACGCUUCCCACCGCUUGGUGGCCGGCACGCCCCACCCUCGUGAUUGCGAGCUCUACUACGUGAACCGCGAUUCCCUGUUCUCGUACCACAAGCUCUCGGAGAGCUUUUUGCAGCGCAUCAUGGCGCUGUAUGUGUCGUCGCACUACAAGAACACGCCGAACGACCUGCAGCUGCUGUCUGACGCCCCAGCCCACCACGUCUUCGCUCUGCUGGGACCUGGCGCCGAGUCGCAGGGCAACGCUGGCCAGCUUCCGGACAUUCUCUGCGUUGUGCAAGUGGCCUUGGAGGGUGAGAUCUCAAAGGCGUCCGUGAAGGCUCAGCUUGCGCGUGGCCAGCGCGCUUCGGGAGACCUUAUCCCCUGGACGGUCGCGCAGCAGUUCCAGGAUUCGGAGUUCGCAGCUCUCUCGGGUGCUCGUGUGGUGCGCAUUGCGACGCACCCCGACGUGACUGGCAUGGGCUACGGUUCUCGCGCCAUUGAACUCCUCACAAAGUAUUACCAGGGUGAAAUUACCAGUGAUGUGGCUGAUGCGGAGUCGGAAGACAAGGAAGAGGACAAGCCGGAGGAUGAAGACGAUGACGACGACGAGGAAGAGAAGAAGUCGAAGCUUCGCAAGGAAAAGAUCAAACCGCGCAAGACCCUGCCGCCCCUGUUGCUGCCUCUGGACGAGCGUCCGUGCGAGCGCUUGCACUGGUUCGGCACUUCCUUUGGUCUGACACUACCGCUGCACAACUUCUGGUCUCGCGCCAAGUUCCGGUCGGUGUACAUCCGACAGACGGCCAACGACCUCACGGGUGAGCACACGGCUAUUAUGCUGCGCUCGCUGCGUUGCGACGACCUGCCUGCAGCUCCCGCCGAUGGUUGGCUCGAUGAGUUCGUGGCCGACUCGCGUCGGCGAUUCACUUCGCUACUUAGCUACGACUUCUCCAAGUUCCCGUGCGCUCUCGCACUUGGCCUGCUGAGCGACGAGGCCGCCCCGUCGACCGCUGGCUCAAACGACGAGGAGAAGCAGAUCACUCUUCACCGCAGUGCCACCGGCGAGAUCAGCCCUGCCGAGUUGGCGAUGGUGCUGACGCCGUAUGAUGCCAAGCGCCUCAAGUCGUACGCGAAGAACAUGGUCGACUACCACAUGAUCGUGGACCUGGUGCCAUCUCUUGCGCGCCUGUACUUCUUGCAGCGUCUGCCGCAGAUGUCGCUGUCGUACCUGCAGCGAGCCAUCCUUGUGAGCCUUGGCCUGCAGCACCAGUCGGUGGACGUGAUCCAGCAGGAGCUGAAUGUGCCUUCCAACCAGCUCUUGGCGCUGUUCAACAAGGCAGUGCGUAAGUUCCUCAACCAGGUUGAACAGCUCAUGGAGAAGCAGCUGGAGGAGGAGAACGCUAACAGCAAGAGGCUGUCGGAGGUGGCUGCGCAGUCGCAGGCCAUGACGCCGACGGAGACGACGCUGGACGAGGAGAUGCGCGAGGGCGCUCAGGCUGAGAAGGCCAAGCAGCAGCAGAAGCUUCUGGACAGCCUCAACCUGAUGAAGUACGCCGUGCGCGGCGACGACGCUGACUGGGACAACGCUCUUGCUCAGGCCGAGAACGGCGGCGCUGUCGUGCAGGUGAAGAGCAAGAAGCAGAACAAGUCCAAGAAGGAGUCGAAGGACCCCAAGGAGUCCAAGAAGGAGCACAAGCACAACAAGCGCUCGGUGGACGGAGACAGCGACCGCAAGAAGAACAAGAAGAGCAAGAAGAGCAAAUACGCCAACCUCAGCUAGAUUGUAGUGCAGUC
Molecule: messenger RNA, 3239 nt
Organism: Phytophthora sojae
Lineage: Eukaryota; Oomycota; Peronosporomycetes; Peronosporales; Peronosporaceae
Exons: 2
Coding region: 1-3225 (1074 amino acids)
Biological process (GO): rRNA acetylation involved in maturation of SSU-rRNA
Cellular component (GO): nucleolus; 90S preribosome
Molecular function (GO): ATP binding; tRNA binding; 18S rRNA cytidine N-acetyltransferase activity
Source: RefSeq, a predicted model, not a curated record